AUGGCAUCACCGGCGGCGCACAAGCCGCGCAGGAGGAGGAAGAUGGAAGAGGGCUCGCUCGCCCAUGUUGCACACGGGACGCUCGAUUUGGACGAGAGCACCCAUGCUCGCACGCCUGCAUUUCCUCUGGUUGCGUUCCUCUGGCCUGCCAAGGGCACCGUGUCGCUCUGGGUCACGAUCCCGCUCAUCCUGAUGGCCGUUGGCCUGUUUCGAUGGACAGUCAGCCUGUGGGGGUACUCUGGCUACCACUCGCCGCCUAUGCAUGGAGACUUUGAGGCUCAGCGGCAUUGGAUGGAAAUCACCAAGCAUCUGCCCGUGUCGCAGUGGUAUUUCUACGACCUGCAAUGGUGGGGGCUGGACUACCCCCCCCUCACUGCCUACCACAGUUGGCUGCUGGGUGUAAUUGGCUCCGCCAUCGACCCAGAAUGGUUCGCUCUCGACAAGUCGCGCGGCCUCGAUGACCCUGAUCUGAAGAUAUACAUGCGAGCGACCGUCUUCGUGUCUGAAUACCUCGCCUACGUCCCAGCGCUCGUCGUCUUCCUUCGUCGAUACGCGAAAACCGAAGGCGUCAAUGUCUGGGAAGGCUCCAUUGCGCUGGUGGCCAUCCUACUGCAGCCUGGCACCAUCCUGAUCGACCAUGGGCACUUCCAGUACAAUACCGUCAUGCUCGGCUUCGCUGUCGCCACCCUGUCGAGCAUGGUUGCCGGACGACCGUUGUGGGGUUGCCUCUUCUUCGUCGGCGCACUCGGCUUCAAGCAAAUGGCCCUCUUCUACGCUCCUGCAGUCUUUGCAUACCUGCUAGGGAUUUGCCUGUUCCCCAGGAUCAACAUCGUGCGCUUCCUUUCCAUCGCAAUGGUGACGGUCGCGGCUUUUGCUGUGCUAUAUCUGCCUUUUUUGCUGGGCAUUGCCUACGACAUGUACAGAGGCGUCUCGACGAAAGGACUUCCAAUCCCUCCACUCAUGGAGUCAUUACCGGUUCGCUGGGAUGUCAACGCCUGGUAUUACCCGGUCGUUCUGCACAUGACCCAGUCCAUCCACCGCAUCUUCCCUUUCUCGCGCGGACUGUUCGAGGACAAGGUCGCCAACAUCUGGUGUUCGAUUCACACCUUCCACAAGCUCCAUCGCUACCCACAGGAGCUACUGCAGCGCGCAGCUCUUCUCGCUACCACUGCUGCUAUCCUCCCGCCAUGCCUGAUCAUCUUCCUCAAGCCGAAAAAGCAGCUCUUGCCGCUCACGUUUGCCGCUGUCUCUUGGGGCUUCUUCCUGUGCUCAUACCAGGUGCAUGAGAAGAACGUGCUUCUACCGCUCAUGCCUAUGACUCUCCUGCUAGGCGGGCGAGACGGCCUGCUUCCCUCGACUCGCGCCUGGGUGGGACUUGCCAACAUGCUUGGUAUCUGGACCAUGUUCCCCCUGUUGAAGAGGGACGAGCUCCGAGUCCCGUACUUUGUCAUCACGCUACUGUGGGCGUACUUGCUCGGUCUUCCGCCAGUCUCUUUCUCCGCGUACCACGAGGGCAGUCGAAGUGGGCUCAACCUGCUUAGCAAGAUCCUUCACCUGAACAUUUAUGUGGCUAUGGUGGGCUGGCACGUUGCUGAAGCCUUCUAUCCGCCACCAGCCGACAAGCCGGAUCUGUGGGUUGUCGCAAACGCCAUUCUUGGCACAGGCGGAUUCGGAAUCUGCUACCUUUGGUGUCUGUGGCAACUAGUCGCAAAGAGCGAAAUCCUUGGAAAAGCGAAGAGCAAGACACAGUAG
This is a messenger RNA of Ascochyta rabiei, 1752 nucleotides long. RefSeq names its product Dolichyl-P-Glc:Man(9)GlcNAc(2)-PP-dolichol alpha-1,3-glucosyltransferase. Lineage: Eukaryota; Fungi; Ascomycota; Dothideomycetes; Pleosporales; Didymellaceae. Gene Ontology annotation, biological process: protein N-linked glycosylation. Gene Ontology annotation, molecular function: dolichyl pyrophosphate Man9GlcNAc2 alpha-1,3-glucosyltransferase activity. The record is from RefSeq and is a predicted model, not a curated record. The coding region runs from base 1 to 1752 and encodes 583 amino acids. Gene Ontology annotation, cellular component: endoplasmic reticulum membrane. The transcript is spliced from 2 exons.